Molecule: messenger RNA, 1359 nt
Organism: Closterium sp. Yama58-4
Lineage: Eukaryota; Viridiplantae; Streptophyta; Zygnematophyceae; Desmidiales; Closteriaceae
Source: the annotation of a GenBank genome assembly
AUGUCCGAGGAUCUGCUCGUGCGCGUGACUUCCUCUCCCCCAAACACCUUUUAUAUCUCCCCUCUUGCACAUUUUCCCCUGCCUCCCGAGGCUUCCUUAACCGUGUUAUCCUCCCACCUUUUCCCAAACUGCCCCCCACUUGCCCUUCCUCCGCUUCCCCCCUCUCUCCCCUUCUCCCCCCUGGCUGUCCCUUCAUGCUCCCUCAACUCUCCUUCCUCUUUUCCCUCACCCCCUCCUCUUCCCCCUCUCCCCCCCCUCUCAUUCCAUCUAACCACAAGCCCUAGGGGGGGGCUACCCAGUGGGAGGUAUCCCUUUCUCGCCACUCUCCCGGCGCCAGCCGAGGGAAAGGCAGGUCCGGGCCGGGCAGGUCUGGGAGGGCUUUCCGAGGCGCAAGGCCUGGGUCGGCCGAAGGAGGAGAGAAGAGCAGGGGGGGUCGGAGGAGGAGAAAGUGUGGGGGAAGGGGGAGGGGGGGAUGAUGGGUUGAGAAUAGCGUGGCAGUAUAAGCACUUGGUUCCCCAGUUUACUGGAGUGGGAUCAGGAGGGGCAGUAGGUGCGUCUGUACCGUACUGCACCGAGUUUGACCUCCGCACACCGCUGUCCCGGCCGUCGCUAAGGCAUGCGCAACAGCUGUGCACGUGUGUACCCAUGGGGGUAGAUGCUCUAAGGGCCGGGAUAGAGGGCAGCUGCACACAGCAAGAGCCGCAGAAUGGGGACUCUGGGCCAACUUCAGGAGAUGCUGCUCCCCCUGCACCCGGGGGGUCUUCAGGAGCUGGCUUAGGGGGCGUGGGAAGAGGAGGAGGAGGAGGAAGAGGAGGUGGCGGGGGAGGGGGAGAUGUUGGAGGAAGGGUGGGUCGCAUUGGUGUGCAUUCUCUGGGAGCUCCUCCCUCUUUGCUGCUAUCAGGGAAUGAUGCGCAGUCCUGGCAGGUGCUCGCAUGGCUGCAGUGGCUGAAGGGCAGCGUUCAAACUUUGCCCGUUACAGUCCUCGUCACAGUUCCUAGAGAUGAAGGAGUUAUACCUCCACACGUGCUGCUGAGACUGCAGCAUGCAGCAGACGUGGUGCUGGCGAUGGAAGCACUGGAAGAGGACAAUGCAGAGCUGGCCAGUGGGAUCUCGGACUACAAGGACACUCUGGGUCUCAUUCGCAUCCGCAAGGUCUCCGUGCAAAACUCCCUGGUGCCUCGCAUGCCAGCUGUGACCACUCUGGUGCUCAGAGCAGUGAACAGGAAGCGACAGAUAGUGGUGGAGGAAGCACACCCACCCCCCAUCGAUGCCACAGGGGGAGCAGCAGGUCCAAGCAGUGGGGGAGGCUCGGUUGGAUGUGGUACCUCAGGCGGGGGAAGCAAUGCUUUGGAUUUCUGA